UCUCUGAGGCCAUCAUCAUAAGUUCACUUCUUUUGCGUUGGAAAAGGUGUUGCCUGUACUGCUGACGCACGUGUAUGCAGUGAACUGCAAGACGUUAUUCUUAAUUUCAUAUGUAAAUUAAUUUUAUGCCAGUACUGCUGAAAAAAAAAGCAUUUAAUUCAGAUUGUAAGUUAGCAGCGAUUUUAGAUCUCGCAUAGGGGUUAAACAUGGCUCCCAACCAAACUUGUGUUUGUAUAAGAGCUGUGGCCAUCGGCAGGGGAUGGGGGGGGGGGGGAGCAGCCGGUAUCGCACUCCCGUUAGAGCAGCACCACACGCUCGUAACAAAGGGUACGCUUUCCGUUCCGGCAGAUGUGGAUGAGAUUCCUCCCCCCCCCCUUGAUUAUUAUUCUGCAGGGGGGUGUUCGGAAUGGAAUCAGAUGGAAUGGUGGUGAUUGGAGAGAGUUGGGCUGAUCCGUUGGAAAGCGCGGAUCGAUUUGGGGGAGCUCCGCGGAGAGGAAAAAAGCGAAAGUGGUCGGGGCUGCAGCAUGGAUCGUUGAAGAGAAAUAUCAGACUGCUGGGAGUUAACCAUGCAGCCCAUACGGCCGAUGAAGUGCACGUGCGAUAGGAAAUGCUUCGCGUUGAACAAUGAUCCUAUGUUGGAGUCCGACGAUGAAAUAACCAUGAGGUGUCAUCAAUUUGAGGGUCCUCCUCUGCAUAACUUCUGUUCUGACCACUGGACAUGGAGCAAGUUGCACAAGUCACAUGAAGUUCGACUGCACGGUCCAUUGAUGAGGUCGGCUCACUUUCAUCCCAACUGGAGCAAUGGAACAGCUGGAGUGAGGGGCACAAGGAUACUCAAUAGAGGACGCUACUACUGGGAAAUUCAUGUCACACAGAGGAUCUUCGGGACCAGCAUGAUGUUUGGUAUUGGAACAAGGAAAGCCAGAUUACACCUUGAUGCCUUUGUGAAUAUGUUGGGCGAGGACAAGUAUGGUUGGGGACUUUCACAUAAAGGUCUGCUCUGGCAUAAUGGUCAAUGGCGACAAUAUACGAAACCCUUCCGGGAAAAUGAAGCCACCAUCAUUGGUCUGCUUUUUGACGGCAUCAAAGGUACUCUGGCCUAUUACAAAGAUGGUAGUUGCUUAGGUGUGGCUUUCACAGAUCUCCAUCAUGUCCAAGAUGAACUUUACCCAAUAGUGUGUUCAACAGCAGCCAAGACAGAAAUGUAUCUGGGUGUCACCAAACGAGAAUUUGGUAACUUGCAAGAUCGGUGUAGAGCUACCAUCCUGACACUCUUGAGUCAUGACAGUGCCAUCGAUGAACUCAACUUACCUAACCGCUUGAAGACCUACCUUAUGGAAGACAAUGAGUAUCCACAUGUGGGAGAAAAAACUCACAGAGGAAUACACCGACAUCCCUACUUUAUGCGAUCCAGCAGCUGUGGUCCUCACAGAAUGGGCAAUGUGAAAAAUUAUCUACUUGUUUAACUUGGUCCAAACCAGAAAACAAUUGUUUCUGUCUCAGUUGAUUUUCAGAAUACAGAAGAUGCAA
Uloborus diversus is the source of this 1530-nucleotide messenger RNA. RefSeq names its product SPRY domain-containing SOCS box protein 3-like. The transcript is spliced from 3 exons. The record is from RefSeq and is a predicted model, not a curated record. The coding region runs from base 567 to 1466 and encodes 299 amino acids. Gene Ontology annotation, molecular function: protein binding. Gene Ontology annotation, biological process: proteasome-mediated ubiquitin-dependent protein catabolic process; intracellular signal transduction. Gene Ontology annotation, cellular component: SCF ubiquitin ligase complex. Lineage: Eukaryota; Metazoa; Arthropoda; Arachnida; Araneae; Uloboridae.